Antrostomus carolinensis (chuck-will's-widow) is the source of this 2377-nucleotide messenger RNA. It is a transcript of the gene ACOX1, whose product is annotated as acyl-CoA oxidase 1. NCBI's taxonomy places the organism in Eukaryota, Metazoa, Chordata, Aves, Caprimulgiformes, Caprimulgidae. The transcript has 13 exons. Gene Ontology annotation, cellular component: peroxisome. The annotation marks the transcript as partial. The record is from RefSeq and is a predicted model, not a curated record. Gene Ontology annotation, biological process: lipid homeostasis; fatty acid beta-oxidation using acyl-CoA oxidase; very long-chain fatty acid metabolic process. Gene Ontology annotation, molecular function: FAD binding; fatty acid binding.
AGGCCUUAGUUACUAAUGACCCUGACUUCCAGCACGAGGAUUUGAACUUCCUGUCCCGUAGCCAACGCUAUGAGCAAGCCGUUAGGAAGAGCUCUCUGAUGGUGAUGAAGUUAAGAGAAUAUGGAAUUGCAGAUCCAGAGGAGAUCUACUGGUUUAAAAGCUUUGUUCAUCGUGGACGGCCUGAGCCUCUGGACCUUCAUCUGGGCAUGUUCCUCCCCACCCUUCUCACCCAGGCAACCCCAGAGCAGCAGGAUCGCUUCUUCAUGCCUGCCUGGAACCUGGAGAUCAUUGGCACUUAUGCCCAGACUGAAAUGGGCCAUGGAACUCAUCUUCGGGGUCUAGAAACAACAGCUACUUAUGACCCUGCUACCCAGGAAUUCAUCCUCAACAGCCCCACUGUGACCUCCAUUAAGUGGUGGCCAGGUGGACUUGGAAAGACAUCGAACCAUGCCAUUGUUCUGGCUCAGCUCUACACCCAGGGCCAGUGCAAAGGACUACAUGCCUUCAUUGUUCCCAUACGGCAACUGGGCACCCAUGAACCUUUGCCAGGUAUUACAGUGGGUGAUAUUGGGCCCAAAUUUGGUUAUGAUGAAAUGGAUAAUGGCUACCUGAAAAUGGACAACUUCAGGAUUCCUCGGGAAAACAUGCUGAUGAAAUAUGCCAAGGUUGAACCAGAUGGCACCUAUGUGAAACCACUUAGUGACAAGCUAACCUAUGGGACCAUGGUGUUCAUCCGAUCUCUCAUUGUAGGCGAUUCAGCUCGCUCCCUGUCCCGGGCUUGUACCAUUGCGAUCCGCUAUAGUGCGGUGAGACACCAGUCUGAGCUAAAGCCAGGGGAGCCAGAACCCCAGAUCUUGGAUUAUCAAACCCAGCAAUACAAACUUUUUCCUCUCCUGGCGACAGCAUAUGCUUUUCACUUUGUGGGAGCCUACAUCAAAAACACCUAUCAUCGUAUUAGUGGAGACAUCAAUGAGGGGGAUCUGAGUGAGCUGCCAGAGCUCCAUGCAAUGACAAAGAGUAUCUCGUGUUACCAUGAAACUGGUGUCUCGUGUUUCUGUCCCUCAGUUAGUUUUGACAGAAGAGCAAACGCCUGUGACUGUUCUCUGCUCCUCUGACCCUAGCUAAGAUGACUUUUCUCCAUUCAAACAACUCGUGAGUAAAAGCUGCUAUUUGUUGUCUCUAUUUUCAGGUUCCUUGUCAAAAGCUACACCCAAGUUAGUUCUGGGCAGCAGGUUACUGGCAUGGUGUCCUACCUUAACGAGCUCUCCAGGCAACGCAUUCAGCCACAGCACGUGGCUGCCAGGACUGUGACUGUGUGGAUCAAUGAUCCAGGCAGCUUGGUAGAGGCCUACAAAGCACGUGCUGCCCGGCUUGUAGAAGCUGCAGCAAAGAAUUUGCAAGCUGAACUGAACCACAGAAAGAGCAAGGAGGAUGCCUGGAACAGAACUUCUGUUGAUCUGGUGCGAGCAUCUGAGGCACACUGUCACUAUGUGAUAGUGAAGCUUUUCACAGCGAAGCUGUCUGAGAUCAGUAAUGCAGCUGUCCGUGCCGUCAUGACUGAGCUGUGUCUCCUGUAUGCACUGUAUGGGAUCAGUAAGAACACAGGGGAUUUCUUGCAGGCGGGUAUUCUGACUGAUGCCCAAAUUACUCAAGUGAACCAGCGUGUGAAAGAGCUCCUGGCUGUAAUUCGUCCCAACGCGGUAGCGCUGGUCGACGCCUUUGACUUUCAUGACCUUCAUCUUGGAUCUGUGCUUGGCCGAUACGAUGGCAAUGUCUAUGAGAACAUGUUUGAGUGGGCAAAGAAAUCCCCACUGAACAAAACAGAGGUUCAUGAGUCUUUCCACAAACACCUGAAGCCGAUGCAAGCCAAGCUGUGAAGCCUGCUGGUUUUUUAAAAUGCUCACUUUUCCUGAACUGAAAACUGGGUGUGAGGAUGUUUGCAUCCUUUCUUCAGGCACCUCAAUCAAACCUUUCAAAUCCUGGUAGCUGUAGGACAGUGAAUAAUUGUAGCCUUUCUUUCCACUGCUAUAAAUCAAGGAGGUGUUUGGGGAAAGCGCGUAGAGAUUGAUGCCUGUUUUUUAAAGUGCAAUUAUAAUGGUAAAAUUAACCUUUUAAAAAUCUGGGAAAGCUUUAUGGAUUCAUACAAGGAUUGCUUUUGUGAAGCUGCUAACUAGAGAGAAGUUACUGUCAACUGGAAAGGUAGCAGGAUUUUACUACUAAGUAGUUAACAGCCCUCAGGCAAUAGUUUCUAAUGAGCAGUUGUGCCCUCCCCCAAAAUGCAUCCCUGUCUUGAUUUUAUUUUUUAAGAUUAGCAGCACCUCUCUCCUGUGUUUGGCAAAUAUUUAUGCUGUCUAAACCCUCCUGCAUAAUUUUGUGC